Molecule: messenger RNA, 636 nt
Organism: Rotaria sp. Silwood1
Lineage: Eukaryota; Metazoa; Rotifera; Eurotatoria; Philodinida; Philodinidae
Source: the annotation of a GenBank genome assembly
AUGGAUCUUUGGUAUCCAUCUAUAAUAAUUCCAUUGGCAUCUGCUGAAGGUCAAGAAAUUUUUUCGAAAUCGUCACAUGUCGCUUAUGAUCGUCUUAAUCCACAUUUUGAAGUACAAGAACGUUUGUCAUUUUGUGGCAUUGCUUGUGCUUCGAUUUUACUAAAUACUCUUUUACCUUAUCAAAAUUGGAGUCAAUCAAAUAUUUAUUCAAAUAUUGCUAGAAGUCAUAUGUCAAAUGGAAUAACUCUAUCAAAAUUAUCUUAUGUUCUUGAAAGAUGUGGUCUUCCAUCUAUAAUUCAUUAUUGUGAAGAUGAAACUGUCGAAGAACAAUUUCGAAAGGAUAUUAGACAAGAGAAAAACUUUCUAAUUGUUAACUAUUUGAGACAAUUUAAAGAAAAAGAUAACAAUCAUAUUCAUCGUGGGGGACAUUUAAGUUUAACUGGUGGAUUUAAUGAAAUAACAGAUCAUGUCCUCAUAUUGGAUACAAGUCAUACAAGAUUUCCUCAUCAUUGGUUAUCAGUCAAAGAUUUGAUUCGUAUGAUGUGUACAUACGAUAAAAUGGCAUCAAGAUCAAGAGGAUAUUUAGUUGUUAUUGAUCCAAAACAGGUUGAACAAAAUCAUUCAAUUGAAUUCUAA